AGUGCUCCCAAACUGAUACUCACCGAGAUAACGCACAUUUAAGCGGCACCCAAACCAUCCAACUACGUAUAGAACCCCAUGCACAGAACGCAGCGAUGUCCUGCAUCAACUAUCCGUCUAAUUAUCGGGUAAUUAUGGAAACACCCAUAUCCACUAUCAGUAAUCAGCCAACAACAGCUGAGCAGCCGUUAACUCCGGUGCAAUGUUCCUGUCAGCGUACUUUCCAACAGCCAAACCAACAUCAUCAAUCCGCAUAUCCGCCGCCGCAGACUCCGCAGUCAACACAACAGCCGCCACAUGCAACGCCGCAGCAGCAGCAAAUACAACAAUUGCACCAGCAGCAGAAGUCAUCACUUCAACAACAACAACAACACCAGCAACAACAACAAAUUCAGUUGUAUCAGCAACAACAACAGCAAUUGCAACAGUUUGUAAACUGCUUAAAUCAACAGCCUGUUGAGCAGGUUUCGGCCAGCAAAUCCAGUCAACAAGAUUCGCAAAAUUCGCAAGCUUCUACUGUAACAACAGCCGGUCUUUUCAGCAAAGCCUAUUGCAUUCGCUCGACAUCUGAAUCAGGUGGCCAGCUGAGCUGUCGCUGUCCAUUUGAAAUUUCGAUAUCCUCGGCACAUCCACCGGCAAGGCCGUCCUAUGAAAUACGUUUACCAAGUGGCAUGGCAUCGUCAAAUUAUAGCGGUAGAAAUAACUUGAGUGAGGAAGAGUUCUAUUCUCUGAGUUCGGCAUCUUCAGAUCGGGAUGAUUGCAUGCCAUCGGCAGCGGUGAAAGGAAAAGCUAAAAGUGGCAGUAAAACAAAGAAUCGUUUUGCAGACUGCGAAUGCUCGCCAUCAACGCAAGAGAAUAAGACCAAGGCGAGCGCGAACGCGAACCCUCCACGAAAUGUAGCUAUACUUCAGUUGCUCCGCGAAGUCGUACAGUUAAUCAAUCAGGGUGACGAGAACGGUACUGGCUGUGGUUGUGGCGUUGCAACAACAAAAAUGCGGAAUAUCGGCGCACUUGGUUCAGAAGAAUCGAUGGCCGAUAAUGGUCCAUUCAAUUCCGGUUUUAAAAUAACAUUCACACCAAGCCGUAAAGGUACCAGUCCAAAUCAAUCGAUUGCGCAUUCGGAAAUGUCUGAGCCACAACCUGUAGGUCAGCCUGUUAAUAUACCACUACAGUUGCCAUGUAAUCUGAUAAUCACACCAAAUUUGCUAACUUGUGCACCUUGCUCACCAUGUGUACCUUUGUCUAAUGUGGCGAUCCCACCGCCGCAGAAGAUGCAAAUCACUGCUGGAUCCGAAGCGCCGACAAAGUCUUUGAAGAAGGUAAAGGUUGGCGAAAAGAAUGCAGAAGGCUAUUGCGGCACCAAGGGCAUGCCCUGCAGUUGCAUAGGAGAUCUGGAGCUAAUCGAAGAGAUAGCGACACUUGCGCUCGCUGCAGACCCAAAAAAUCGCACUGAACCGUCUAGUCAGCCUUGCGAGGAAGAUAGUCGAUAUGGUGCAGGCGCAACUUUUGAUAUUAGUCCGAUUGUUUGUGGCAAGGGUUGCCCUGAAGAAUGCACCUGUAAGCAGCCAUGCCUUUGUCCGGUACACGGCUUCUACCAACCGACUGCCAUGCCUGAUGACGAAGAAUGCGAAUGCAUAGACGCCGAUGAUACUGGAAUAGUCACAGAACCGAGUCAAUCCCAAACUCAUGUCUCCGCCGCACCAUCCGCCACUGCCAGUCAGCGUACGAACCAAACGAACAAAACGAAAAGUGAUUGUACCGAAUGCAGCUGCUGCCAUUGCCAGGCGAUGCGUGAUAAACAAAACUGUUCCACCAUUGCAACUCAGAAUCAGGCGAAGGACCAAUGCAGUUGUAGUGAGCUGCGAUUUUUUAUCGAUUCCAUUAUAAUGGAUCUGGAUGCCAUGGAGCAAGCGCGACGCAAGAAAAAUGCCGAACAGAAUACGACACCUACACGUGGUAGGAUCUGCCCGCGUCAAAGCUUCCCCGUUACAAUCACAGAAGUCUCCGACCUAGGCAUCUCUUCGCUAUACGUCAAAUGGGUGAUCCACGACUGCUGUGGAAUUGGCGGCUAUGAGAUCUACGUCGACGGUUAUUUAACGAAUCGUUAUUUCCACUGUAAUCACGAAGCGGCUGUGAUUUGCGAUGUCGAUGUCACGAAGGCGCACAAGAUAGUGCUAGUUGCACAGCCGAAGCAAAGCGACUGCAGCUGCGGUGACAACAUGGAGAACAAGUGCAAGGAGUUGAUGCGUAAGGGCGAUGCCGAUAAAAUGGACAAAGCGAACGUGCCACCUUCGGCACUCUGGGUGCCCAGCAUUUAUUUAUACGAUCCUUGUGAGAAAAGGGAGGGAACGCCGAUCAAUCGCCCCAACCUUUGAAGCACACAUUUUGCGGUGGUUAUGUGCGCGUGGCUUUGUGCGAUGUUUGCUGGCAACUAAAAAUUUAGUAACGAACAAAACAAUUAAUAACGGUGUUUACGAAGUUGGAAAGGAUGAAGGGCGCGCAUAUUUUGGAACGUAGCAAAAGCUGCAUGGAAUAUAUAUCCAAAAAGAAAAAAAUAAUAAUAAUAACACAAAAACAAAAACAACACAAACGCGAAAAAUAGGGGGAUUUUUUAAAUUUAAGGUUCCCGUUAAAAUUUAAAAAUAGAAUGACGUGAAAUGCUAGUCAGUGAAAAUUAAAAGUUAAAACUAAAAAAUCACAAAUUCGCAAUUGGGCGCAAGGAAAUGAUAUCUAAAUAUAUAUAUAUGUAUAUAUAUACAUAAGUAUAUAUGUAUGGAAAUUGCCGUUAAUAACUAGGAGACGUCUUAGCAGACAAUGGCUCGAUUCAUUAAAAAGGACAAUGCACUAUAGAAUUUGCAUGCCAGAUAUUAAAAAAUUUAAAGGAAGAAAAUGAACGAAAAAACUUCAAAAAAUGUCGAAAAUACAAAAAAGAAGUGUGUAUAAUUACUAUUCGCAGCAAUUGUGUAGACAUCGAUUUGUGCAAAUUCGCUACUGAUUCAUUCGAUCCAUUAGCCAAAAUAAGCAUGUAGUUCGCAUGUUUCAGCAGUAAAUUUGUACCAAGCGAAGUCGGUAGGAGGGCCUUCACAAAAGGAACGUUGGCCCUGCGUUCAACCGUUAUGAAAAGCAAUAUGUUGCUUGUGUUGUUGUUAUUUGGCACGAACUGUACCGAACGCAUGCAAAUAACUGAGUGUAAUCAGGCAUAAAUGUACGGCGUCUCAGAUGCGUGGCCGAAGUAGUGUAAUGUACUAUAUGUAACUAUAUGUGUACGUCUUGAUAAAUAAAAUUUUAAUGUUAGUCGAAGUUAAAAAAAAAGUGCCUUAAAAUUAAUUUUAAUGAUGUAAAGCGGAGAAAUCUCACAAAACUGCAAUUAUUUUAUUUUAUUUUUAUUUAUUGCUUAAUGCGCGUAUUGUACAAACAGACGCAGAAACCAAACACAAACUGAAUAUCACAAAUGUUUCGUAGCUAAGAUUAAUGCGAAUUAAAGCCAAGUUUUUUUCAUUUAUUUCUACAUUUUAAGUUAGUAAUAUUUUUUCAUUAAAUAAAAAUCAUUGAAGAUGCUAAUAAAUUCCACAAAAACAAUGUUCAACGCGCUGGCAACACUUUUCGCAUUCAAAUGGCGGCGUUAAAACUCGAAACUCUAACGAAUUUACUAUUUAUUUACUAUUUAUUUACUGUUCUUCAUUAAAACCAAAUUUACUAAAAAAAAAAAACAAUUGCAUUCUUAAUUAAAUAUUAAUUUUUGUAUUUUCACUUGUUGCCAUUUUCCCACACUUUCCUCAUUCGCCUACAAUCAAGCACCAACUUCAUGAAUUUGUAAAUACACCAACACUUCGCAUGCUCAUUGCGGCAAAAAUGAAGUCCUAUUCUGUCGCUUAAAGAAAAACGUUAUGUUGCGUCGCUGUUUGUGCUUCACACAAAGCGCUUUUGCCUUAACAUUUACAUUUAUUUUAAACGCUAAUCAAUUUGGUGUUAACCACUCAAUACGAGUAUACCUGAACGAUGCAAUUUAUAUAUGUAUAUUGUAGACGCAUCUUAUUGCCUUGUUAAAUGUAAAGCACGUAAGUGAAUUGAAUUUAUAAAGCAAAAACAAAAACAAAAAAAUAUUAAUAUUACAUUGUAGUUAAUUGUAAAAACAUUCAACACACAUGUAGAAACACCCAUAUUUUUAAAAUAAAAUUGUCUAGCGUAUGUUUUUGCAUGUUACAAAAUACAUACAUACAUACACACAUAUGGAAAUGUUUACUAUAUAAUUACGUAUUUGUGUAGCGAAAAGCAAAUAUAUAAUUUUAAAUUGUUUUGAUUUUUUUAAAAGGAUUAAUUUC
Bactrocera tryoni is the source of this 4322-nucleotide messenger RNA. RefSeq lists its product as uncharacterized. NCBI's taxonomy places the organism in Eukaryota, Metazoa, Arthropoda, Insecta, Diptera, Tephritidae. The record is from RefSeq and is a predicted model, not a curated record. The transcript is spliced from 4 exons. The coding region runs from base 96 to 2375 and encodes 759 amino acids.